GCUCGUCCUUAGAGGCCCGCUGCCUUGCCGCCGAAUGUGCAGAGCCGUCUCCCGUGACGCCCAAAGGUUUGUCAACUCAGUCGGCCAUUGCCACGCUGACCCAGAACAUCCUCGGCUCCGGUGUCCUGGCGCUACCUUUCGCCAUGAGCUCCGCGGGGAUCGCAGGAGGUGUCGCGAUGCUGCUUCUGGUCUACUCGAUGUCUGUGUUUACCAUGGGUGUCCUUGUAGCUCUGAGCAAUGCGCUUGGAACCUUCAGCUACAAGGGGGCGGCAGAGCACACGUUAGGCCACCGCCUGGCUGUUUGGGUUGA
Molecule: messenger RNA, 310 nt
Organism: Symbiodinium sp. CCMP2456
Lineage: Eukaryota; Dinophyceae; Suessiales; Symbiodiniaceae
Source: the annotation of a GenBank genome assembly